AUGCGUCCGUUAAGGAGGGGAAACACUCCUAUUCCAAGGAGCUUAACUGGCCAAGCUCAAGUGGAGCUCAGUGCUGUGGCCAGUGGCAACGAAGCAAACCAGAGAGAUGACGCUCGUGUGUCUGGGGAACACCCAAGCUCUCCCAAUCCAAACCCGGAUCCCCUCCCAGAUGGUGGAUAUGGCUGGGCUGUCGUCUUCGCCUGCUUCGUCCACACCUUCUGGCUCAACGCCUGGACUGGGUCAUGGGGCAUACUCCAAGUCGCGCUCCUCAAACAGACACUGCAGCACUCCUCCUCAAGCACCGUGUCCUUUGUGGGAUCCCUUGGCCUCGCUUUGGGAACCGGCCUAGGUGUUCCUGCUGUGAUGCUUGCGCGUCGCAUCGGUGCUCGUAACACUGGCCUACUUGGUAUUACCAUCUAUGGCGUGGGCAACAUUAUGAGCGCAGAGGCAGUCCACAGCGUGGGGGGUUUGUUCAUCGCGAGUGGCGUUUUGUAUGGAUUGGGAGGUGGCUGCAUAUAUGCCAUGUCCAAUAUCCUACCUGUUCAGUGGUUCGACAAAAGACUUGGGACGGCCAAUGGCAUCAUCAAGCUUGGUGGGGGAAUAGGUGCUACCGUUAUGGCCAUUGUGGCCGGUAUGCUGACCGAAAAAGUCGGCAUCGCCUGGACAUUUAGGAUUUUCGGACUGGCAUCACUAGGCACGGGUAUUCCUGUAGCCUUCCUAAUCAAGGAGCGCCGAACAUCUCCGCGAAACUACAAUUUCCAACUGUCCAUCUUCAAGGAGCUGCCCUUCUCAUUCAUUUUCGGGGCAGGCGCUGUUGGCAUAUUUGCCUUAUAUGCGCCGCCCUUCUUCCUCCCUUACGUGACCAACGCCCUAGGGUUCGACAAUACGACUUCGACAGGCGUUGUCGCGUGCUUCAAUGCUUGCAUGGCCAUUGGCCGCCUCAUAUCGGGUAUUGCCUGCGACAAGCUCGGGACCAUGAAUAUGGUAUUCUUGACCAUGGCACUCAAUGCAAUUACUUUUUUUGCGGUGUGGUCCGUCUCUUACAACCUCGCCACCCUGUUGGUGUUCGCUGUCACCAACGGCAUCGCCAAUGGCGCCUUCUUUGUUACGAUGCCAACGGCUGUAAGUAGAUUGCUAGGGAAAGACCGUGCGGCAGAUGGCAUUAGCAUUGCGCUUGCAGGAUGGUGCCCCGGUCUUCUGGUGGGAAAUCCUAUUGCCGGCGCCCUGAUUGAUGUCAUGGGAGCAGACAAGGCGACGUCGAUUGUGCCGUUUCGGCCGGCGGUGUUCUAUGCCGGCGGGACGGCCUUGGCCUCGACUGUUUUGGUUGCUGCUUCGCGCCUGGUGAUGAAUAAGUCGGUUGCGAGGAUGUGA
Messenger RNA from Clonostachys rhizophaga, 1371 nucleotides. The record is from the annotation of a GenBank genome assembly. Lineage: Eukaryota; Fungi; Ascomycota; Sordariomycetes; Hypocreales; Bionectriaceae.